Messenger RNA from Bubalus bubalis (water buffalo), 1317 nucleotides. RefSeq names its product keratin-associated protein 9-2-like. The transcript has a single exon. The coding region runs from base 66 to 848 and encodes 260 amino acids. The record is from RefSeq and is a predicted model, not a curated record. Gene Ontology annotation, cellular component: keratin filament. Lineage: Eukaryota; Metazoa; Chordata; Mammalia; Artiodactyla; Bovidae.
GAAGUAGUCAUCAGAAUCUGAGAAACUCACUUCUGAACAGGAGUCCACACUCCACCACUGACAAAAUGACUCACUCCUGCUGCUCCCCGUGCUGCCAGCCCACCUGCUGUGAGUCCAGCUGCUGUCGGCCUUGCUGCCCCCCAACUUGGUACCAGACUAGUGAAAACACCUGCUGUAGGACCACCUGCUGCAAACCUACCUGUGUGACCACCUGCUGCCAGCCUGCCUGCGGUGGGUCCAGCUGCUGCCAGCCUUGCUGCCGCCCUAUCCGCUGUCAGACCACCUGCUGCAGGACCACCUGCCUCAAGCCUACUUGUGUGAGCAGCUGCUGCCAGCCCACCUGCUGUGAGUCCAGCUGCUGUCGGCCUUGCUGCCCCCCAACUUGCUAUCAGUCUAGUGAAAACACCUGCUGUAGGACCACCUGCUGCAAACCUACCUGCGUGACCACCUGCUGCCAGCCCGCCUGCAGUGGGUCCAGCUGCUGCCAGCCUUGCUGCCACCCUAUCCGCUGUCAGACCACCUGCUGCAGGACCACCUGCCUCAAGCCUAUUUGUGUGACCAGCUGCUGUCAGCCCACCUGCUGUGGAUCCAGCAGCGGUGGACAAACCUGCAGUGGGUCUAACUGCUGUCAGCCUUGCUGCCAGCCAGCCUCCUGUGCACCCGUGUACUGCCAUAGAACCUGCUACCACCCCACGUGCUGCUGCCUGCCUGGGUGCCAAGACCAGAGCUGUAGAUCCAGCUGCUGCCAGCCUUGCAGCCGCCCUGUCUGCUAUCAGACCACCUGCUGUAGGACCACCUGCUGCCACCCUAGCUGUGUGUCCAGCUGCUGCCAGCCUUCCUGCUGCUGAUCACCUUGCCAAGGACCCACUGUCCCUAUACAACACUUUCUAUUAAUUGACUUGCUACCUGGGGACAAAACAAAAUCACUUCCUAGACUUUGCUGACAACUGACAUGCUCUACCAGAAUUUCAGUUACUCAGCUCCUUGCUUAAGAGCUUGUGAAUUAGGUUGACGGAGUGCAGGGGGCUUCCUCCAAUUGUCUUCCUCUGGUGUAGGAGGACCAUGUGCCAACUUCCUGCAUCUGUGAUAAGGAAGUAUGUCUUGGUUUUGACUCUGAAAAUAGGAUUGACCAUCUAGUUCUUCUGAGUAACUUAGGAAAACAAGCUCUCAGAAUGUUUCUAUAGGUUUCUACAGCCUAUUAUAAUUUUUAUAAUCAUAUUUUCUCUUUUGCUAUCCUCAUAGUUCUUGUAUCAUGCUUUCUCCUUUUAUGAUCACUUUGAGUUUUCUGUAUGUUUCUCAAUAAAUGGUGUACCACAA